AUGUCCAAAGCGCCGACAGCGCCGAUCUCGCCGUCGCUGCCAAAUCCGAAGUCCUUUCGUCCUACACAUCAUGCCUCCGAUACUGAUCGUUACGAUCGUCCCACGCUUCACGUCCCGGAGAUUCCGGAAAACGUUCCACGUAAGCAGCCUCCCGGACAUCCACCAGCGCGAAUCGCGGACGCCGAGGUUGCAGCAGCGGACAGCGACGAAAACGGCGGCGUGUUUUCCGCUUUGGAUUACGAAUCGCAGUUAUUCUCGCAUCUGCUUCCACAGCUCUUCUCACAACCCUUCCCUCUCCUCCUCCACGCUCCUGAUGACGUCAGCAGCCUGCAGAGCACCGGCCAACCGUCUAGAAGCACGGACCGUCCAUGCAACGCUAUAGCUGGUAACCCGACGGAGGGUAACCUUACGGAUGAGUACGCGGAAUCGAUGGCAGCGGGUUACAGCGAAGAUGGUUACCAUUUUCAUAGCAUUCCGUCGCGUGAAACCCUGGAGUUGAGUUUCCAGAAUGGAGACGAAUGCGGAAGCCUCUUCGAAUUUGAUGCGGGGAACCAUGAGUUUGGGCUCCAGUGGAACCACGACGUGGCAGGCCAUGACGUGGCAGACCGUGACGUGGCGGACGUGGCAGACCGUGACGUGGCUGGCCAUCACGAUACAGGCCAUGACAUGGCGAAUCCCAAGGAGCCCAGUUGCGACGGGCAAGGCCCAGUGGUGGUCGAGCAAGGGGCUGUGUCGAACCAGGAAUUGGCAGAUGGAGGCGAGAUUGCAGGCAAAGGGAUUGGCGGUGAAGAGGUGGGGGGAGAAUCGGUGGGAGGGGAAGCGGUGGGAGGAGAAGGGGAGGGCGGGCAAAACCCAAGGGUUCAAGAGGAUAUCUGGGAGGAUAUUGCAUGCUUAAACGGAACCAAUGCAACGAAUGGUGAAGAGGCAGAAGGUGCGUCUGUCAGAGGGAUGGAGAUGGGUGCUGAGGGCAAUGGCGAGUUGAUGGGUCAAGGGUAUUUGAUGGGCCAGGGAGACGAAAUGCUAGUGGAUGUAGGGGGGGUUGUGGGGGUGGGUGCAUGUGCGUCUCUCAGAGGGAUGAAUGCACCCAUCACUGGUAGUAAGGAGUGUAUCUUAGAGGCGGCUCAGACUGUGGCAUCAGUGGAUCAAGGGGUAACGGAUGUGGGUUUUGCGGGAGAGAAGGGCGGGGACAUUGGAAUGAUGCAAGUUCAAUCAGGGGGCAUGGUGGGCGAUUACGGCAUGGAUGCUGAAGGGGCUAUGGUGAUGGGCGUACACAGCAUAGAUGUAGGUGAUGCCUUCACAGAGAAGGCUGAGCCUCUCUUUGGAAUGCCUGGAGCAGGGGUGACAACUGAGGUUCAUGUGAGGCAGAUGCUGCGUGCCUUUGACCCGCUCUAUGGCGCCCUGGCUGUUGCUGGCAACUCCCCUGCAGAAUCUGCUGCUCCUGGCCUCUUACCUGCUCUACCUGAGAGUUGUACUUUGCCAUGUGUGCCGGGUCUGCAGACUCUGCCAAGUCUACAAGGCCUGCGGAUUCUGCCGGGCCUAUUUGGUUCGGAGGGUCUACCGGGCCUACCGGGCCUUGCUCCGUUUGCUGCCAUCCAGUGGUUUGGGUUAAGGCUCAACUGCGUGCUAAGUAAGACGCUUAAUGCAAGAAGCCCCUCGUUCCGCGUUACUGCUGCAGCUGCACCCGCAAGCAAUCAGCACGGACAGCCCUCCCUGUCACCACAGAAGCUUCUGCUUCCUUCCACGCCUCUACAGCCACCGCCUUUGCUGCUGCCGCAGCCAGCGCUGCCAUUCUCGACGCCUGUUCUCCACUGUGCGCUAUCCCAACCAUGGGAACCACCUGCGAACAUUGUCGUGGGUUUCUGUGGUGUCCGCAGGAAACCAUCAAAAGAAGAGAAGAUGGAGUUUAUGGCCGCAUUCAACAUUACAAAAAAACAGGUUGAAGACUGGUUUGUGAAUGCUCGAGCACGGUUGUGGAAGCCUUUGACUGCAAAAUUGUGUGCUGAAACUGUGAGAGAGCAAAGAAUAUUCGAUGUUGUAGUCAAGGAGGCUGCAGACACUUACAUUUCCAAGCCGGCUGAGAAAGAAUCGCCAGUUUUGAUGACCCCGGAGCUGUUGGCAGAGGCUUAUGAACGGUGUGGAGAAGUUUGUGCCGAGUACGCCAAGACAUUUUAUCUUGGGACGAAACUGAUGACUCCCGAGAGGCGCCGAGCUAUCUGGGCCAUUUAUGUCUGGUGCCGGAGAACCGACGAGCUAGUGGAUGGUCCGAACGCGUCGCACAUCACCCCGAGGGCUCUAGACAGAUGGGAGGAGCGCCUGGAUGAGCUCUUCCAAGGUCGGCCGUACGACAUGCUGGAUGCUGCUCUCUCAGACACCAUCCAGACGUUCCCGAUGAGCAUUCAGCCGUACAGAGACAUGGUCGAUGGCAUGCGGAUGGACCUGAGGAAGUCCCGAUACCGCACGUUUGACGAGCUCUACGUGUACUGCUACAAUGUGGCUGGCACUGUGGGUCUCAUGAGCGUUCCUGUCAUGGGAAUCGACCCUAAGUCCAAAGUGCCGGUAGAGGAUGUGUACAAGGCUGCUCUGGACCUUGGCAUUGCCAAUCAGCUCACAAACAUCUUGAGAGAUGUUGGAGAAGAUGCUCAGCGCGGUCGCGUGUACCUUCCUCAGGACGAACUGGCCCAGUUUGGUCUCUCUGACGAUGACAUCUUCGAGGGCAAGGUUACUGACAACUGGCGCGGUUUCAUGAAGUUCCAGAUUGAGAGGGCUCGCAACUACUUCAAGACAGCAGAAGCAGGCGUGGUUGAGCUUGACAGGCAAAGCAGAUGGCCGGUGUGGGCCUCCUUGAGGCUCUAUGCUCAAAUCCUUGAUGCCAUUGAAGCCAAUGACUACAACAACUUCACCAGAAGGGCUUAUGUCUCGAAGUGGAAGAAGAUGAUGUCACUCCCUGGAACUUACAUUGUUGCUGCUAAGGGCCCCCAGUAG
Molecule: messenger RNA, 2982 nt
Organism: Closterium sp. Yama58-4
Lineage: Eukaryota; Viridiplantae; Streptophyta; Zygnematophyceae; Desmidiales; Closteriaceae
Source: the annotation of a GenBank genome assembly